This is a messenger RNA of Triplophysa dalaica, 2517 nucleotides long. RefSeq names its product RUN domain containing 3Aa (gene rundc3aa). The coding region runs from base 24 to 1322 and encodes 432 amino acids. Gene Ontology annotation, cellular component: cytosol. The transcript has 11 exons. The record is from RefSeq and is a predicted model, not a curated record. NCBI's taxonomy places the organism in Eukaryota, Metazoa, Chordata, Actinopteri, Cypriniformes, Nemacheilidae.
CUCGAUGCGCCGUCCGCUGAAUUAUGUCACGUUGCCUCGAGACCGCAAUGGCUAUGGGUCAUACAUCGAAAAAAUCCACUUCUAGAAACAUCGCUGUGGAGCGCAAGAAUCUCAUCACCGUUUGCAGGUUUUCUGUGAAGACUUUGCUGGAGAAGUACACGGCCGAGCCCAUUGAUGACUCAUCUGAGGAGUUUAUCAACUUUGCUGCAAUUUUAGAGCACAUCCUCAGUCACCGUUUCAAAGGUCCAGGUGGUUGGUUCAGUUCAGAUGGCCAGAGGAGCUUCUGGGACUAUGUUCGCUUGGCCUGCAGUAAAGUCCACAACAACUGUAUCAGUAGCAUUGAGAGCAUAGAGAACAUUAGCACAUCACGAGCGAAGGGACGAGCUUGGAUUCGUGUGGCUUUGAUGGAAAAGCGUUUGUCUGAAUAUGUCGCCACAGCUUUAAGAGACACUCGAACCACCAGGAGAUUUUAUGAUGAUGGGGCUAUAAUGCUAAGAGAGGAGGCUACUGUACUGACUGGGAUGCUCAUUGGUCUCAGCGCUAUUGACUUCAGUUUCUGUUUAAAAGGAGAGGUUUUAGAUGGAAAAACACCUGCAGUGAUUGACUACACACCUUACCUGAAGUUCACCCAGAGUUAUGACUACAUGAGCGAUGAAGAAGACCGCCGCAGUGUGGAUAGCAGUGCCAGUGAUGAGAGCGUAGCUGAGCAUCCUUACAUUCCUCUGGUCACUGAUGAGGAGACCUGGAGUAACAAGUGUCGAAAGAUGGAGCAAAGAUUCAAAAUCGUCUACGCCCAAAAGGGUUAUUUAGAGGAGUUGGUGCGCCUGAGGGAGUCCCAGCUGAAAAAUGUAGAAACUGAGAGCAAGAGGCUAGAUGCUAAACUAGAGGAACUACAAAACCAGAGCCAAACGGAGAAGAAAGAACUAGAGGCCAUUAUACUGGAGCUACAAGCACAACUAACUGGCAUCAUUCCUCGUGAAUCGUCUCAUUUGGUUAAAGGCCUUUCUAUUCCACACAUCAAUCAUUGGACAACUGAACAAGCUGCCAAUGACCAAGGAAACGUAAAGUUGUUCCGCAGGAGAAGCUUUCACAGUUUGGACCUCUCGGCUGAUGUAAGUUUGAACUCUGACUGUCAGAAGGAAGAUGGCAAUCAAAAUGGAGACACGGCCUGGUCAGCAGCUAAAGAUAACACACCUUCGAUGCUGGGUCUGUGCGGUUCUUUGGCUUCUCUACCUAGCUGUAAGUCUUUGGCAAGUCUUAAAUCCAGUGAGUAUUUGGUCAACAUCAGCACAGAGCCAAGUCCUGCCCUGUCCCCCAGCUAGGGGGCACUAGAGCACUCUUUUCCAACUGCACUUUUCUCCAGGAAACAAUGCAUCAGCCUUAUAUCAAUGUAUUAUUCCCUCUGGUAUUAAAUACAACAUGCAUAACAUUUUAUUUUAAUGAAGCUUUUAAAGAACAGUUCACCCAAAAAGGAAAAUUCGGUCUUGAUUUAUUCACACUCUAGUUGUUCCAAACCUGUAUAUAUUUCUUUGUUUGGUUGAACAAAAGAAGAUAUGUGGAAGAAUGACAUUUGUGAGGCACUAUUGACUAACAUAGUAGGAUGUUCUGUUGAACAUAAAAAAAUAUUUUGAGGAAUUUAGGAAAGAAAACAGAUUUUUCAACUCCACAAAGAAAUGUAUUCAGAUUUGGAACAACUCGAGGGUGAGUAAAUGAUGACAGAUUUUUUGGGGGGGGAUGAAUAUCCUUUUAAGUUCCUUAAUUCUCAGCACAAAACGCAGCAAAGUGAUUAAAAAUGACGCCUUGGCAGAUAUUGAACUUACACAGACUCAUCUUAAAGGUACACUCUGUAUUUUUUUGUUUAUGUUGUUUAUUACGCUGUUCAACAUGAAAUUAUUUUUGGCUUUAUAAUGACUGUAUACUGUUAUUGUAGCAUUACACGGUUUAAAUUACCGAUGCCAAUGCAGAUAUGCUUCUACAUGUAUUUUUUUCCAAUUGCGAAAGUGUCCUAUAAUGUCAGUAUUCAGCUGGUUAUAUGAACUCAAAAUGCCCCCAUGAGGCAACCCGCUCAGACUAAAAUAAAACUUUAAAUAAGCUUAAAUCCAAGUAAUGAUAUGACUGGAGUCUUUGUCUCGUGUGAGUGAUUUUAAACAUUGUUUUAAAUACUAUUUCUUGGUGUUUGAAUUGUUUUAUGAAAAUGACUGAAUGUACUUUUUAUUCACGCAGAAACACUCUUUUUUAUGCCUAGCAGUAUUAUUCAAGAAAAAGAGACACCAGUUGAGUGGAGACAGUUGCGACUUCUGUAUUUGCAUGUGAAAAUCGCUUUAUUGAGGCUGUAAAUGCAUCUCCUUGCCCAUCUGAUGGUUAUAUGAUGUGAGUGCAAGUAUAUUAACUGUUGUCAGCCAAACCCAGACCUUUUGUUAUAUCAGUUUCGUUUAGGUUUCUUUAUGUAUACAUAAUCCUCUAUUUUGUGGCAGUGCUCCGAUGUUUUGAAUUGUAAUAAACUAUUAUUUUAUGUCA